CCUUCUUUUAAUAUAAGCAUUAAGCAAAUUGAGUGUCCGAGAGAAUUUGAAAAUGGGUUCUUCUAAAUUGUUGGUUGCAUUCACUCUCAUCGUCAUGAUGACCAUUUCCUAUGACCUCUUCACCGGAAUAGGAAUAGAUGCGAGAACUGUGCCUCCGACAUGCUAUGAAAGUUGUAACGCGACAUUUCAAAAUCCAGAAUGUAACAAAAUGUGUGUAGGAUUGGCUUAUAAAGAUGGUAGCUGCAUUUAUCCUCCUCCUGAGGUUGAUGGUCUUCCUCCUAAACGACCUUACUUUCCUCGUUGUUGUUGUAAUCCUAUAAUUCUUUCACCUCCUUCUCCUUGAUCAAUAUAUUCCUUUUUCAAUAAAACCUUAAUUUCUAUUCU
Molecule: messenger RNA, 384 nt
Organism: Arabidopsis thaliana (thale cress)
Lineage: Eukaryota; Viridiplantae; Streptophyta; Magnoliopsida; Brassicales; Brassicaceae
Product: Cysteine-rich protein
Exons: 2
Coding region: 53-343 (96 amino acids)
Cellular component (GO): extracellular region
Source: RefSeq, marked reviewed